Pocillopora verrucosa is the source of this 1116-nucleotide messenger RNA. RefSeq lists its product as uncharacterized. The record is from RefSeq and is a predicted model, not a curated record. Gene Ontology annotation, molecular function: extracellular matrix structural constituent; oligosaccharide binding. NCBI's taxonomy places the organism in Eukaryota, Metazoa, Cnidaria, Anthozoa, Scleractinia, Pocilloporidae.
AUGGCUGUGUUAUGGCUGACCAAGUUUUUUGUUGUGGCUGUUCACAUCCUCUUAAGAAUCCUGUUUGUCUUGACUAAUAAUGAUUUUUGUGGAAGUGUUUUCGAGACUCAAGUUGACUAUACCUUGGUCGGUCACGUCAUGGAAACGACUCCUGUUGAAGACGAAUUUCAAUGUCAGUUGAAAUGCAUGGGAAAUGACAGUUGCAAGUCGAUUAAUCUUCAUCCUAUUGACAGAAACAAAACUCGACUUUGUGAGCUGAACAAACAAACACGGCAGAUUAAGACGAAUGAUUUGAAGCCGAUGAAAGGAUUUACAUAUUUUGGCUCUGUCCAGGUCUCUUGUGUCAAUGGUUCCCAUCAACGGAAUAGACAAAAUGAAAGUUGUCAGUGUCAUCCGGGAUACAAGGGAAAAAAGUGUCAAACACCUAUCAAAGGCUUCAGUUACAAUCAGCCUGGUCAUUCCUGCAAAGACAUCCGGGACUUAGGAGAUUCCACUGGAGAUGGCGAGUACUGGAUCGACCCUGAGAAGAACGGAAAGCCUCUAAAGGUCUUCUGUGACAUGACAACUGACGAAGGAGGUUGGCUUCUUGUUUCCAAUGUUGUGUUUGAAAACUCACCCUCACAACAGUUUUCGAUAAAGUCAUCAUACCGCGAUAUCAACAACUGCCACAGAAAGACGAUGUUUCUCAGCCUAGAAGCAACAAGGGAACUGAGAGCACACUUGUCCUUCACUCAGCUGAGAUUCCACUGCAGUAAACAAAAAGGACGUACGUUCCACGUGACCACGGCGCCUAACAGCAACGGUGAAGCUGUAAUCAACUUCUUCAGCGGUCAGACAAACUCCCGACCAAAUUCCUGUGGCUCGUUUGUGAGGAUGAAGGAUGACAACUCGAUGUUAGCACAAAAUUGCCAGCAAUGGAAAGACCAAAAGUGGGGUGAUCAUAAUCCAAGUGGGAGUUGCAGAUACAAAGUAGUUGCAUUUGUCUAUGCAGGUUUUCACUGGCUACUGCAGACACCUACAAGCUCUAGAUGGGAAUGCGACGACUACAAUACAAGUAAUGGUGGAGAAUUCUUUGGAUUAUUCCCUGGCGAUUUCUGGAAAGUCUAUGUUCGUUAA